UUCUAGUUUACAAGAACUUUUUAAGGACCAAUUUUCAAAAUGAAAGUGCUUUGAUAAGUGAGGUGUAUUUCUUUUGAUGUCUGAAGAACUUUUUAGCUUCGUCGCUUAACAAUGGGAGCCACUGGAAUACAGAUCUUAACUCGUUCUUUAUUAUGAAUCAUGGAAGAGAACAGUUCAUUUGUGACUGAGUACAAUGAAAGCACUGCCGCUUGGCCAAUAGAGCCUUCUGCACCCAGCAGACACUUAGGAAAUGUUCCCAGCCCACAAACACGUCUCAAGGACCUCAUGGGAUUAUUUUUCAUGGUGACCCUAAAUUUUCUUGCACUUCUGGCCAACACUGCUGUUCUUGUGGUUGUCAUCAAAGCCCCUCAUCUCAGGAAAUUUGUAUUUUUGUGCCAUCUUUGUGCAGUGGACCUUCUGUGUGCCAUCUUGAUCAUGCCACUCGGCAUUGUGUCCAGCUCGGGGUACUUUGCUGGUGUGGUGUUCACUGUGCUGGAGUGCCAGAUCUAUGUCUUCCUCAAUGUAAUCCUCAUAGCAGCCUCCAUCUUCACCAUCACAGCUAUUAGCGUGGAGCGUUAUUACUACAUUGUUCACCCCAUGCGAUAUGAGGUCAAGAUGACGCUGAAGCUGACUGCAGCUGUGAUGGUGAUAGUGUGGGUCGCUUCUGCAGGGCUGGGAUUGUCUACUGUGUUUGGAUGGCCGUCUUAUGGCAGCCUGACCUCCGUCAGUGCAGCACACUGCUCACUGUACUGGAGCAACAGUGACCACAGGCGUAUUUUCUCUGUGCUCUUCAGUGUCACCUGUUUCUGUCUGCCAGCAGUUGUGAUUUUUGCUGUCUACUGUAAUAUCUACAAAGUGGCCCGUGUGGCUGCCCGGCAACAUGGACCUCUGCCCUCCUGGACAAACAGUCAACUGAAGCAUCGCUCUGACUCAAUAAACAGUCAGACUACCAUCAUUACAACUCGCAAUGCCCCACGCAGGAUUACCCGAGACCGGCCUUUCGGGGGUGGUAAGGCUGCUCUUACUCUGGUGGUCAUUGUUGGGCAGUUUCUAAUCUGCUGGCUGCCUUAUUUUGCCUUCCACCUUCAUUUGAUACUUGAUGCAACACCCCAGAUCCCCGACGACCUGGAGGAAACUGUCACCUGGCUGGCAUAUUCGUCAUUUGCUAUUAACCCUUUUUUCUAUGGGCUUCUAAAUCGGCAGAUUAGGGAAGAGCUUUGUAAACUAAGGCGCUGCUACUCGACUCGGCCAAUGGAAUUGCCAGCGUCCAGCCAGGAGGGCUCGGGUCAUGAGAACUUCUUGCAGUUUCUCAACAGGACCAGCUGCAGUUUAGAGACACGUCCAAGCUUUGCUACUCCCAGUUCUGGAGGCACUCUGGAUUGUACUGGGCAGACUGGUUUCAGGAUACCAGGACAGAUUCCAGAGGAGUUCAGUUAG
Molecule: messenger RNA, 1437 nt
Organism: Pundamilia nyererei
Lineage: Eukaryota; Metazoa; Chordata; Actinopteri; Cichliformes; Cichlidae
Product: probable G-protein coupled receptor
Exons: 2
Coding region: 160-1437 (425 amino acids)
Biological process (GO): G protein-coupled receptor signaling pathway
Cellular component (GO): endosome; signaling receptor complex; plasma membrane
Molecular function (GO): G protein-coupled receptor activity
Source: RefSeq, a predicted model, not a curated record